Molecule: messenger RNA, 2074 nt
Organism: Meira miltonrushii
Lineage: Eukaryota; Fungi; Basidiomycota; Exobasidiomycetes; Exobasidiales; Brachybasidiaceae
Product: putative phosphoribosyl-5-aminoimidazole carboxylase
Exons: 1
Coding region: 87-1970 (627 amino acids)
Biological process (GO): 'de novo' IMP biosynthetic process
Molecular function (GO): phosphoribosylaminoimidazole carboxylase activity; ATP binding; metal ion binding
Source: RefSeq, a predicted model, not a curated record
CGCCUUUGAAGAAAUUAAAAUUUUCUCCGCUUUCCGCGAUCUUCCUUUCGCUAUCAUCAGCUUAUCGAUUAGACUUAUCAAAAAAGAUGGAACAACGAAAGAUCGGCGUCUUGGGCGCAGGUCAACUUGGACGUAUGUUCGUCGAAGCAGCAUCUAGAUUGAAUGUGGAAGUACAUUUGUUGGAUGUGGGUACCACUGCUCCUGCUAAACAAAUUUGUUCUUCAGAUCAUCAUAUCGAUGGAAAAUUCAGUGAUGCUUCAAAGAUAGAAGAAUUGGCAAAAGGCGUUGAUAUUCUGACUGUGGAGAUCGAACAUGUUGAUGCGAAAGCAUUACAGACUGUUCAAGAUAAAGGUAUCGUCAAACACAUUCAUCCAACACCUAAAACCAUUGCUCUCAUUCAAGACAAAUAUUUGCAAAAGCGAUUCUUGUCUGGAAAGGGAAUUCCGGUAGCAGACUUUGCAUCCGUUGGACCUGAAGACGCAGAGUCCUCUCAAGCAGGAGCAGCAAAGAUUGCACCACUACAAGUACAAGCUAUCGAUGAAGCUGUCAAGCAAUUCGGACUACCACUCAUGCUCAAAAGCCGAACGCAGGCAUACGAUGGAAAGGGAAAUUACGUUUUGAAAAAUGUUGAAGAUGCAUCAAAAGCUGUUGAAUCACUUGGUGCUGGAUCAAGAGGCUUGUAUGCUGAGAAAUGGGCACCUUUCGUAAAGGAGGUAGCAGUCAUGGUCGUGCGUAGCGUUUCGGGAGAAGUACGUGCUUAUCCAGCGGUAGAAACAUAUCACGAAAACAGCAUUUGUCAUAGUGUCUUUGCACCAUUGCGUCAUAAUGAUCCCGCUGUUGCACAAAGGGCACAAGACGUCGCUAAGAAAGCUGUAGCAGAAUUGGAAGGAGCGGGUGUAUUCGGAGUCGAGUUGUUCCUGAUGUCAAACGGUGAAUUGCUCUUGAACGAAAUCGCUCCUAGACCUCACAACAGUGGACAUUACACCAUCGAAGCAUGCGAAACAAGUCAGUAUGAGAAUCACGUUCGUGCUAUUCUUGAUCUGCCUCUUGGCAGCACAGCACUCAAGGUGGGCUCAUCAGCCAUGCUUAACAUCUUGGGUGUAGCUGAUUUGGAUGCAGACAAGGCUGCUAUUGAAAAGACGUUUGCACCAGUGGUAGCAAGCCUGGGCGUUCCAGGCACAACAGCUCAUCUGUAUGGGAAAAGCGGAUGUAGAAGAGGUAGAAAGAUGGGACACAUUACCAUCGUGGGCAAUAAUGAUGCACAAGUACGCGAGCGUUAUCAAAUCUUGGUAGAUGCUUUAGACAUUGCGAAAAAGGCUGCCGACGAAGGGUCUUCUUUACCAAAAGAGCUUACAAUUCAAGGCGCAACAAAUGUGUCUCCAGACAAGUUAUUCAAGGGCAGAUAUGCAUCCUUACAGGAAACGGUCGAUAAGCCCGUCUCGAGUGAUUUCUCACAUCCUCAUCCUCUAAUAGGAAUUAUUAUGGGAUCCGAUUCUGAUCUACCGGUCAUGUUGCCUGCCGCUCAGAUUCUGAAACGAUUUGCAAUCCCAUUCGAGCUCACCAUCGUUUCCGCACAUAGAACGCCGGAUCGUAUGCAAGUAUACGCCCGUCAAACCGCCGCUCGUGGAUUAAGAGCGAUCAUCGCAGGUGCUGGUGGAGCUGCUCAUUUGCCAGGAAUGGUAGCAGCUCAAACUGCUUUGCCCGUUAUUGGAGUCCCGGUAAAAGGAAGUACGUUGGAUGGUGUGGAUUCGCUGCACAGUAUCGUUCAAAUGCCAAGGGGAAUUCCGGUAGCCACUGUUGCUAUCAACAAUAGCACAAAUGCUGCUCUUUUGGCUGUGAGAAUUGUUGGUAGUGCCGAUGUUGAAGUUUUACAACGGAUGCAAGAGUACAUGGAUAGUAUGGAAAAGGAAGUAUUGGGCAAAGUUGAGAAACUUCGUGAACAAGGAUGGGAUUAUGUAGUGAAGAAAUAGAUUAGAAUGUUGUCAUACGUGCUAGAUAUGUGCAUAACUGAUUUUAUUGAUAUACAAUGAUGCUGCCUUUGCUGCAACUUUUGAAGGUCCGAGUAAUGCUAAAA